GGUCCCUCCUCCAGUAUGUCAGCUGUGUUUUUAAAGCAAUGCUAGCGCUUUGCGUCAUUGCAGCCCACGUCGGUCCCACCUCUCAGUGGACAUAUACUUUUAUUUCAAUUUUACCUUACAUAGUUUACUUUUUCGUCGAGCCUCUAGGAGUGCUUCAAAGCUGUUCGUUAUAACUAUUUUAGUAUUUCGGCUUCAAAUGGAUUAACAUUCGUUACCUGUGGCCAAGCUAGUUAAUGAGAAAGAUUGAAGUUAGCCAAAGUUAUCAGGCUGUGUUUUUUCUGGACCCUUUUUGUAUUUGUUUUAAAAAAACAUGAAUGUCAAUGACUGCCUCGUAUCUGCUCCGGGGAAGGCAAUUCUCCACGGAGAGCACGCAGUCGUACACGGAAAGAUUGCACUUGCUGUUAGUUUAAAUCUAAGAACAUACUUGAAGUUGAAAGCCACCACCACUGGCAAAGUUUGCAUCAACCUUCCCAACAUUGACACCUUCCUUUGCUGGGAUGUGUCUGAGCUGAAGAGGCUCACACAUCAUUCAUGUGGCAGGCAGCAGGAUGAGGUGAAACGUCUCGAUGCUGAACUUGUAAAAAGGCUGCGUGAGUUUGUUGGCGCAACAAACGGAAACUUAGAUACUGGCAGCAUGGCUACUUUGGCGUUUCUUUACAUCUACCUCUCCCUGUUUAGACCAAGUGAGCUGCCAAGCUUGACGGUGUCUGUGUGGUCAGAGCUGCCCACUGGUGCAGGACUGGGCUCGAGUGCUGCCUACUCUGUGUGUUUAGCAGCAGCACUGCUUUGCGCAAGUGGAGCCAUUCCCUGUCCUCUCAAAUUGUUAGACCACACUGCCAGGUGGUGGCAGGAGGACCUGGAGCUAAUCAACAGCUGGGCCUUUCAAGGCGAGAUGAUCAUCCACGGUAAUCCUUCUGGAGUCGACAACGCUGUAGGGACGUGGGGUGGCAUGCUGAGGUUCUUGGCCGGAAGGAUCAUACCACUGAGCAGGGUGCCCUUAUUGCGAAUCCUUCUCACUAAUACCAAAGUGCCGCGUAGCACUAAGGUACUUGUCGCCAGGGUGAAGGAAAAAAUUAACAAGUUUCCCAUGAUUUUGAACCCUGUGCUUGACUCGGUUGAUGCCAUUUCCUGCACUUGUGAGAAAGUCCUUUUAGAAAUGACGAGUGAGCCAAUCACAGGGGAGCACUACAACGUUUUGGAGGAACUCAUUGACAUCAACCAGCACCAUCUGAACGUGAUGGGGGUGGGACACCCGACCCUGGACACCCUGUGUCAGGUCACGCUGGCCAGAGGUCUCCACAGCAAGCUAACCGGAGCAGGCGGAGGCGGCUGUGGCAUCACUCUUCUUAGACCAGAAACGGAGUCCGUUGUAGUCCAGAGUACAAUUCAGGACUUGAAAGACCGCGGCUUUGACUGCUGGGAAACGAGUAUUGGAGGGCCUGGUGUCCAAGCGCAUUCUCCCCUCUCUGUAAAGGACACUGUUUUAGGAAUUUUAAACCGGCAUUGACUCUCAACUGUGGUCAUGGGUGUGCAAAUGGAAUCCAUUGGAGAGUCACAAGACCUGAUGUGUGCGCUACUGCGACAGUGCACAAAGAGACCUUUUCACGCAAGGCAAAAGUGGAAAAAACAUCAAUCAUGUAUUUCCUUGACUGAUAACUGAACAAAAACAUUUUAUGAUGUUUAAAUCCAUGUCCACAUGAACGCUUUAAAUAACAUUAAAAUUACCUCAUUUCACACGA
This is a messenger RNA of Nerophis ophidion (straightnose pipefish), 1739 nucleotides long. It is a transcript of the gene mvk, whose product is annotated as mevalonate kinase. The transcript is spliced from 10 exons. NCBI's taxonomy places the organism in Eukaryota, Metazoa, Chordata, Actinopteri, Syngnathiformes, Syngnathidae. The record is from RefSeq and is a predicted model, not a curated record. Gene Ontology annotation, molecular function: mevalonate kinase activity; ATP binding. Bases 311 to 1507 code for a protein of 398 amino acids. Gene Ontology annotation, cellular component: cytoplasm. Gene Ontology annotation, biological process: cholesterol biosynthetic process; isoprenoid biosynthetic process.